GGACACGUUCGUGGGGGAGAAGGGGCUGCGCGCGCACAAGAAGAGAGCGCAUGCUAAGGUAUGUAGCGUGAGGGGGACGGCUAUAUCUCCGUCUCGUUCAACAGUUUAGUGUCCUCUCAGUAAGAUGACGUACUUGUCGCACAUACGCGUGCUGCACCCGGCGCAGUGCGCCGCGUGCGACGUGUGCGGGGACACGUUCGUGGGGGAGAAGGGGCUGCGCGCGCACAAGAAGAGAGCGCAUGCUAAGCAGCCUCAACAAUUCAAGUGUACUACUUGUUUAGCGAACUUCUAUAGUAUAACCGCGCUGAACAGACACACAGACACGGCCGCCGAGCACGGCGACCUGCGGCCGUGCGAGCAGUGCGGCGAGAACUGUGCGAGCGAGGACGCGCUACGGGAACAUGUCAAAGAUACACAUCCGAAGGAAACACAUCGGUGUGAGGAGUGUGACAUGACGUUCCCCGACGCGACGGCGUUCGACGUCCACAACCGCCGCAAGCACCUCGGCGAGCGCCCCAUCACCGCCCGCGGCCAACUGGCUGCGUACUCGAAGAAGUAUUACGCUCGUCGCCGCGACGCUCUACGCUCCGAUCCCGCUUCCGCUUCCGCGCCCGCCAGUCGCGCGCCGGGCAAGCUGUUCGUGUGUGAGCAGUGCGGUCGCGUCAUGAAGAAUGCGUACCUGCUCCGGCAACAUCAACAACAACACCAGGAAGUGAGGACGUUCGCGUGCAAUCUGUGCCCGAAGAGCUUCGCCGUCAAAACUACGCUAGAGCUACAUUUACGGACGCACACAGGAGAGAAGCCGUUCCAGUGCCCGGAGUGCCCGCUCGCCUUCACCAUAAAGUGGAACCUCAAUCGACACCAAAAAACCGCACACGAAGGCAUCCGCGAAAACGUCCCCUGUACCAUCUGCGGGCGCGUGUUGUCCACCAAGUCUGCGCUGGCGCUGCACGUGAGCACCGUGCACCACGGGCAGCCCGCGCCCAAGCGGAACCGGACCAAGCGGAGCAAGAGCGGGAACAAUCUCACAUGUUGAAUAGCCCGUGCAUCAUUUGAGCACGGUGCACCACGGACAGCCCGCGCCCAAGCGGAGCGGGACCAAGCGGAAGCCAAUUUGAAAGAAAGCUGUAGUUAAAAUAGGCUAAGUAUAAUAUAAAAUUUGUUUGAAUAAAUAAUAAUAUAAUAAAGAA
Molecule: messenger RNA, 1190 nt
Organism: Cydia pomonella (codling moth)
Lineage: Eukaryota; Metazoa; Arthropoda; Insecta; Lepidoptera; Tortricidae
Product: zinc finger protein 354A-like
Exons: 6
Coding region: 125-1036 (303 amino acids)
Biological process (GO): regulation of transcription by RNA polymerase II
Cellular component (GO): nucleus
Molecular function (GO): DNA-binding transcription factor activity, RNA polymerase II-specific; RNA polymerase II transcription regulatory region sequence-specific DNA binding
Source: RefSeq, a predicted model, not a curated record